UAUUUCUCAGUCCCCAGCAGCCAAUAGGGCAUCUAGUCUUCUAUAUGAUAUCUAUGGCGGCUCCGCCUCUGGCUCCACGGACGAUUCAUUCUGCGCAUGCCCUGGCUCCAAACUGACGUUUUUAUGUAACGUGGCGGCGACCGUGGACGGACAUUUUUGGCUUCAAUUCAUUACAAUGGUGGGAGGCGACGUCGCGUCGUCCAUCUUUUUUUUACAGUCUGUUUUGAAUCAGAUAACGAAGCAGUCACGUGGGUGUGUGUGAAACGAAGCUUCGGACGUCAUUGGUCACGUGAUUUUGCCAGAACGAAUCAAGCUUCGAUACAAAGCUUCAAUGAAAAUCGGUUCGUUUUUUGGACACACGCUUCGGAGCUUCGGUGUCACUGAAACUUGUUAACUUGCAGAACAAAUGGGUCUUUUUGACAAGCUUACGGGUUUGCUGGGUCUGAAAAAGAAAGAAGUAAAUGUACUGUGUUUGGGUCUGGACAACAGUGGGAAAACUACCAUAAUCAACCAACUAAAACCCACUACUGCUCAGGCUCAAGACAUUGUUCCAACCAUUGGAUUCAGCAUAGAAAAGUUUAAGACCUCAAGUCUUUCUUUCACAGUCUUUGACAUGUCGGGGCAGGGGAGGUACAGAAAUUUGUGGGAACACUAUUACAAGGAUGGUCAUGCCAUUAUAUUUGUAAUUGACAGCGGAGAUAAACUGAGAAUGGUGGUGGCAAAGGAGGAAUUGGAUACGCUUUUGAAUCAUCCUGUGAUGGGUAUAUUUUCUAUGAGGACGUGCUCCGGUCCUAACAGCAAGACCACAGACAGUAAAAAAAAUAUGGUCGUAGUGUCCGUGACGUCACCCAUUGGUUUGCGAAGAUCGUUUUUGAAGCUUAAAGUAGGCAUUGCCUGCCGUCGCCAUCUUGGACGCCCGUCACAGCGAAUCACUCGCGGAAAACUGAAAAUGGACAUUAAGCACAGGAGGCUACCCAUACUCUUCUUCGCCAACAAGAUGGACCUCAGAGAUGCAUUAUCUGCUGUAAAGGUUUCCCAACUGUUGUGUCUGGAAAAUAUUAGGGACAAACCCUGGCAUAUCUGUGGCAGUGAUGCAGUAAAGGGGGAUGGCUUGCAGGAGGGCGUAGACUGGCUACAAGGUCGCGGCCCCCCACUGCUAAGAAACAGAAUCUCCUCUGUGGCCAGAUUCCUGAGAUAAGGUGACAGCGGAGAGUCUGAAGGUUGCUGCGUAGCCAUGCGUAACAGACGUGACCCUGUGUAGCUUAAGUAAUGUUGUUUACCAAUUGUCAUAGGCCUAUUUCACUGUAAAUAAAAGUGAAUUUUUUUUCUU
Paramisgurnus dabryanus is the source of this 1330-nucleotide messenger RNA. NCBI's taxonomy places the organism in Eukaryota, Metazoa, Chordata, Actinopteri, Cypriniformes, Cobitidae. The record is from RefSeq and is a predicted model, not a curated record.